GUGACCAUGCCGUCAUGCUCGCGCUGCCUAGUUCAGGUCAGCUGAUGCGCGCGACGCAGAGGAUCCAGAGGCGAAAGGAGUGCAAUUUCAUCCGUUUAAACCCUACUUUCUCCCCAUAGGGCAUUGGUUAGAGAGCAGUGCAUUAUGGGGGAGCUGUUCCGUAGUGAGGAGAUGACACUGGCCCAGCUGUUCCUCCAGUCUGAGUCGGCCUACUGCUGUGUCAGUGAGCUGGGAGAGAUCGGCAUGGUGCAGUUCAGAGAUUUGAACCCAGAUGUGAACGUUUUCCAGAGGAAGUUUGUAAAUGAAGUUCGUCGCUGUGAGGAGAUGGACCGCAAAUUAAGAUUUGUGGAGAAGGAAAUAAAAAAGGCCAACAUACCUGUUGUAGACACAGGAGAGAACCCAGAGGUCCCUUUUCCACGAGACAUGAUCGACUUGGAGGCCACCUUCGAAAAGCUGGAGAAUGAGCUUAAGGAGAUCAACACCAACCAGGAGGCCCUGAAGAAGAACUUCCUGGAGCUGACGGAGCUCAAGCACAUCCUCCGACGAACACAGCAGUUCUUUGACGAGAUUGAAAGGCCAUUCUCUGAAUUCCUGGUCAACCCUCAGCCGCUGAUGAUGAUGUCAAAUUGCCCUUCCCAAGACCAGUUCUGCAAGAUGGAAGAUCCUGCACUUUUGGAAGAGUCGUCAACUUUAAUCGACACAAAUGAGGUUGGACGUGCACCACUUAGGCUUGGGUUUGUUGCAGGCGUAAUUGGCAGAGAGAGGAUCCCCACAUUUGAGAGGAUGCUGUGGAGAGUCUGCCGUGGCAACGUCUUCCUGCGGCAGGCAGAUAUUGAAGACCCACUUGAGGACCCCACCACAGGAGACAAUGUGCACAAGACAGUGUUCAUCAUUUUCUUCCAGGGAGACCAGCUGAAGAACAGAGUGAAGAAGAUUUGUGAAGGGUUUCGGGCAUCUCUGUACCCCUGUCCAGAGACCCCUCAAGAGCGGAAAGAAAUGGCAGCUGGAGUGAACACUCGCAUUGAUGAUCUCCAGAUGGUGCUUAAUCAGACAGAAGAUCACAGGCAGAGAGUGUUGCAGGCGGCUACUAAGACUGUACGUGUGUGGUUCAUCAAAGUGAGGAAGAUGAAAGCCAUUUAUCAUACUCUGAACCUCUGCAACAUCGACGUCACUCAGAAGUGUCUGAUCGCUGAGAUCUGGUGCCCUGUCUCGGAUCUGGACUCUAUUCAGUUUGCUCUCCGUCGGGGCACGGAGAGAAGUGGAUCCACUGUUCCCUCCAUCCUGAACAGAAUGCAGACCAAACAGACCCCACCCACUUACAACAAAACCAACAAAUUCACCUCUGGCUUUCAAAACAUCGUUGAUGCCUAUGGUAUUGGCAACUACCGGGAAAUCAACCCAGCUCCAUACACCAUCAUCACCUUCCCCUUCUUGUUUGCGGUCAUGUUUGGGGAUCUGGGUCAUGGUGUCCUCAUGACCUGUGCUGCACUUUAUCUGGUCCUGCGAGAGAGACGAUUAAUUUCCCAGAAAAAUGACAAUGAGAUGUUUACCAUGGUGUUUGCAGGCCGUUAUAUUAUUCUCCUGAUGGGAGUAUUUUCGGUGUAUACUGGAAUAAUAUAUAAUGACUGUUUCUCCAAAUCUCUCAAUGUCUUCGGCUCGGGCUGGAGUGUCAGACCCAUGUUUAGAGAUGGAGGAGCCAACUGGACGUUUAAGACUUUGGAAGAUAACAGGAUUUUACAGUUGGACCCUGCUGAGCCAGGAGUGUUUGGUGGACCCUAUCCCAUUGGCAUUGACCCAAUCUGGAAUAUUGCCACCAACAAGCUGACAUUUCUGAACUCCUUCAAGAUGAAAAUGUCAAUAAUUCUUGGAGUUAUCCACAUGCUGUUUGGCAUCACGCUCAGUCUCUUCAAUCACCUGUACUUCAAGAAGCCUCUGAACAUCUUCCUGGGUUUUAUUCCUGAGAUUGUUUUCAUGAGCAGUCUGUUUGGCUACCUGGUUUUGCUCGUCUUCUAUAAAUGGAUGGCCUAUGAUGCCAAGACCUCUAAAGAUGCACCCAGUCUUCUUAUAGCCUUCAUUAACAUGUUCCUCUUCAACUACAAUGAUCCGACCAACAAGCCAUUAUACAGAGGACAGAUGGGAAUUCAGUGUUUGUUAGUUGUUGUAGCUAUCGCCUGUGUGCCAUGUAUGCUUAUAAUAAAGACGCUAGUAAUGCGCAGACAGUACCUCUGGAGAAAGAAUCUGGGAACACAAAAUUUUGGGGGAAUCCGUGUGGGUAAUGGCCCCACAGAGGAUGAAACUGAGAUCAUUCAACAUGAUCAGCUUGCAGAGAACUUAGAAGAAGAGCCUGAGCAAUCCGAGGAGGAAGUGUUUAAUUUUGCAGAUGUUGCAGUGCAUCAAGCCAUUCACACUAUAGAAUAUUGCUUAGGCUGCAUCUCAAACACGGCAUCUUAUCUACGGCUUUGGGCGUUGAGCCUGGCCCAUGCGCAGCUCUCUGAAGUCUUAUGGACAAUGGUGAUGCAUAUUGGCCUGGCCUCAAGAAAUUUUGGUGGAUUCUUUGGUCUGUCAAUCAUCUUUGCCAUCUUUGCUACACUGACUGUGUUCAUUCUUUUGAUCAUGGAAGGACUGUCAGCCUUCCUGCACGCUCUAAGAUUGCACUGGGUUGAGUUCCAGAAUAAAUUCUACACUGGACAGGGCUUCAACUUCAUGCCUUUCACUUUCGACAGCAUUCUGGAGGGCAAGUCCGAAGACUAAACCACACCCACUUUCUCUCAACUGCCACACCUUCAGACUACAGGAGCCAAUCAGAAUAAGUGUCAGAUUUUAUGUUGUGCACAAACACUGUGAUUAAAAUCUACAUUGACUUUGUUAGGCUUUAAAUAUCUCAGGUGUUCUACAUUGGGACAUAAAUGGAAUAAAUUUACAAAUAAAUUAGGUGUGUAUUGUAGAAGCUGAGCUAAAAUUAAUUUAAGCAACAUUUGCAUAACGUAUUCACAAUGAUUAUAUGCAUUUUGCCAUAAGUUAUGAAGAUGAUGCAGCUCUCAUAGAUGCCUCAAAUUUGUACAAACCCUUAAAUUAAGGCUUGACAAAGAUAUACUUACAUUUAUCACUGUUUCUUACCCAUCGUAGCAUUGGUGGAGAUUUUGUCUGAUAUUUUUCCAGUCUCUUAAAUUAUUAGUUUUGUUUUUUAAUGUAUCUUUUAUCCUUUAUGUUGUACCUGGACGCUUCUGUAAGAACAGUUCUCAUACAAAGGGACCUCAUUUCAAAUGCUGCAAAGCAAGCUUCAGUACAUUUGACAUAUGCUUAAUGAGAAAGCUUAUAACCUAUCUAAAUAAAUCCUACAGAUAAUCCUACAGAAGUUCCUGAUUUAUCACAGAUCUAUAAUCUUGUUUAAUUCUGUCACAAACCUAAUGUAAGAGUAACUGAGUUUUAUUUGGGCUUGAACUGUAUUGCUGUUUUGUUGUUGUAUUUUGCUGUUGUGUUUGGAUAAUGCAAGUCAAAUCUAUACCUGGAUGCUUUUCUAAUCUUCAUAUUAAUCUGUUUAAUCUGAAAUUGCAUUUCUUGUUUAUUUGUUUGAUUUACAUCAUUCCCAUGCAUUUCCUCUGGAAAAGAAAUUUGUGGGUUCUUAAGUUAUCACCGGCAGUCCUUUUAGUCUUUGAGAAAUGAAUUAUACCAAGUAAAGGCAGACAGUGAAUCUUAGUAAAUAUGUCUGUUUUGAUUGGCAAUAAUAGGAAGGAGUUGAUCUGAACACAUGGUUUUGAUUUCCUUUACCACAUAUGUGAGAAGAAAGCUGUGAAUAAUGUCUAAUACAAUAUUGUGUGAAGAUUAUUGUUGAUAUAAUACUUUUAUUAUAUUUAUGAAAUAUUGUGCAUAAUAAUAAAUAAAUGAGUAUAAUUA
Xyrauchen texanus (razorback sucker) is the source of this 3894-nucleotide messenger RNA. Its product is annotated as V-type proton ATPase 116 kDa subunit a 1-like. The record is from RefSeq and is a predicted model, not a curated record. Lineage: Eukaryota; Metazoa; Chordata; Actinopteri; Cypriniformes; Catostomidae. Gene Ontology annotation, biological process: vacuolar acidification; proton transmembrane transport. Gene Ontology annotation, molecular function: ATPase binding; proton-transporting ATPase activity, rotational mechanism. The transcript has 23 exons. Gene Ontology annotation, cellular component: vacuolar proton-transporting V-type ATPase complex; vacuolar proton-transporting V-type ATPase, V0 domain; plasma membrane. The coding region runs from base 145 to 2751 and encodes 868 amino acids.